CUUGACACGGGAACCCGGUGUUGCAUCGAUAACGAUAGUUUUUUUUUUUAGGAAUUGCAAACCAUGCGGUAUUUUUUUUAUUUAUUAUUAUGGAAUAGUUACGUGCCACUGUUUGUAAUGUAGCUGCAACAUUCGCUUCCCAUUAGCAUUAGCAGCUAUCUGCGGCUAGGCUAACGUUAGCUCGCCGUAUCGCAUGUCCAACUUUGUUUAACCGCGCGCACAAAAGUCUUGCUAAGUUUCAAAACGUCGUAUUUAAUUUUGGGACGCCAUACCGGUUCUAAGAAUGCUGCCUACUGGAGCGGCUGUGACAAACGUCACAGCUUUGGCUCAGGUAGACCGAGAGAAGAUUUAUCAAUGGAUCAAUGAGUUGUCCAGCCCCGAGACCAGAGAGAAUGCCUUGCUUGAGCUCAGCAAAAAACGUGAAUCCGUGCCGGACCUGGCACCCAUGCUGUGGCACUCCUGUGGCACCAUUGCUGCCCUCCUGCAGGAAAUCGUGAACAUCUAUCCUUCUAUAAACCCACCAACACUUACAGCUCACCAGUCCAACAGGGUGUGCAACGCCUUGGCACUUCUGCAGUGUGUUGCGUCACAUCCUGAAACAAGGUCGGCCUUUCUUGCAGCUCACAUUCCACUUUUCCUUUAUCCUUUUCUCCACACUGUGAGCAAAACACGCCCAUUUGAGUACCUGCGACUUACAAGCCUGGGAGUCAUAGGUGCAUUGGUUAAAACCGAUGAGCAAGAAGUGAUCAACUUCCUCCUCACUACUGAAAUCAUCCCACUGUGUCUUCGUAUUAUGGAGUCAGGGAGUGAACUCUCCAAAACGGUUGCUACUUUCAUAUUGCAGAAGAUCUUGCUGGAUGACACCGGGCUGGCCUACAUCUGUCAGACAUACGAGCGCUUCUCUCACGUCGCCAUGAUCCUUGGGAAAAUGGUACUGCAGUUGUCUAAAGAGCCAUCGGCACGUCUGCUGAAGCAUGUUGUCCGAUGCUACCUUCGCCUCUCAGAUAAUCUCAGAGCCAGAGAAGCCCUGCGACAGUGCCUGCCAGACCAGCUGAAGGACAGCACCUUUGCCCAGGUGCUGAAAGAUGACACCACCACCAAGCGCUGGCUGGCACAGUUGGUGAAGAACCUGCAGGAAGGCCAGGCCACCGAUGCCCGGGGCAUCCCGCUGGCCCCGCAGUGAUUUACACUGGCCUAGACUGGUUUGUGAGUUACCGAAAGUGGUGCUAAGACUGUGAAGUGAGUGACAGAUUUGCUUUUGUGCAGGUUCUGUCAUCUUUAUUGCAGUUGCUACCCCCUUCAAUAUUUUCAGAACGAUUGUCCUUAUUCACAAUUUUUAAAGCCAACACCAGUAGAAAGAUUUACAUCAACCCAUAAUUAUUGUGUGACAUUUUGUGUAGGUUCCAGUACCGCCUUUGGAUAAUAAAGAUGUAUUGAACACAU
Nerophis lumbriciformis (worm pipefish) is the source of this 1443-nucleotide messenger RNA. RefSeq names its product CCR4-NOT transcription complex subunit 9 (gene cnot9). NCBI's taxonomy places the organism in Eukaryota, Metazoa, Chordata, Actinopteri, Syngnathiformes, Syngnathidae. The record is from RefSeq and is a predicted model, not a curated record. Gene Ontology annotation, biological process: mRNA catabolic process. Gene Ontology annotation, cellular component: CCR4-NOT complex.